Gloeophyllum trabeum ATCC 11539 is the source of this 789-nucleotide messenger RNA. RefSeq lists its product as uncharacterized. Lineage: Eukaryota; Fungi; Basidiomycota; Agaricomycetes; Gloeophyllales; Gloeophyllaceae. Bases 416 to 658 code for a protein of 80 amino acids. The record is from RefSeq and is a predicted model, not a curated record. The transcript has a single exon.
GUCGUUUCCUGGAAUCUUUCCUAAGCACCACCUCGGAGAGGGAUUAUUCGGAGGGCGUAGCUAUUCCUCCUCACCUCGACCAGCGCCCUCGUGCUCGCACUGGUUCCUCAGCGCAGACUCCCCCGAGCCAUCAACCUGUCAUCCCAAUCAUCGUACUCUCGGACGAUGAAGAUGUCGCAGGAUCACCGGGCCGCCUUUUGGAGCCGGUUGGCAACUGCUACGCUGAAUGUGUCUCUGACUUCCUAGAUCUCGGAGGAAGCAACGAAAAUGACGAGGAUGACUGCGAAGAACCGGAAAACAGAUAUACUGUUGGGACAGGGCUUCCUGAGGGAGAGGCAGGGCGAAGACCUCGCACUGCAUCCACCACCGCUUCCCAUGAAUCACUGCUCUCCAUCAGAUCAAGCACUCUCUCGAAAUGCUCGAGCGCUUCCAAGGAUAUCACAUUAGAGAUGUUCCCCACACCUCCCCCGCUCAUUGUCCCUCCUCCGCCCCGCGGCCUUCCUCCCGCGAUACCUUUGCCAUUUGGGACGAAACCCCGCCCCUCCACGGCCGACGCCCUACGGCAGAGACCUCAUACCAAUCGACCAAAGGAACUCCGGAAGUCCAAGUCAGCAGGGCAGCUUGGAUGAUCCGGACGACAGCAGCCUCGAUUGCUUGAAUGGGAAGCCGACCUUCCUCCGGAGAAACCUGCGGAGACCACGCAUACAACUUCGUCCUCUAUAAUAACAAGGGAUUCGACACAGAGCGACUCGCAAGCCGGCGGUUGUGAUACUUCCUCGACGUCGACCG